Saccostrea cuccullata (small rock oyster) is the source of this 2520-nucleotide messenger RNA. RefSeq lists its product as uncharacterized. The coding region runs from base 107 to 553 and encodes 148 amino acids. The record is from RefSeq and is a predicted model, not a curated record. The transcript is spliced from 2 exons. NCBI's taxonomy places the organism in Eukaryota, Metazoa, Mollusca, Bivalvia, Ostreida, Ostreidae.
CGCAUGUCACAGCAAACGUAAACUUCCUUUUGUGCAACCGAGUGCAGGGAAACUUGUCAGAUGCUGACGACAAUUAUUUUUCAGAGGUGACAUUAAUAGAAAAAGGAUGUUAAGUAGAAGCAGUAUAGAUGAGGCAAACAGGCAUCUGUAUGCUAUGCAUCAGCAAAUCCAGUCGUUAGAAGGAAUGGUUCAGCAACAGAAUCAGGAAUUACUGGACCGUGACCAACAGCUCGUGCAACUAGAAGAGAACAAAAAUCGGGAAAUACAGACCUUAAAGAACCGAAUACAGCAACUAGAGGAGGCGGCAAAGGUUCGUGAGACGUCAAUUCAGGAACUUCAAGGAAGUGUCAGUCACCUUCAGUCUGUUUUACAAUUCUUACCGUGUGUCAGGGGACUCCUAAAGGAAAUGGAACACUCAGCAACAAACACACCUCAGGAAAAUUCACUCACUAAUCACACAGACAGUCAUACCGACGAAAGAACAGCGAAUCACAGCAAUAGCGUGUCUCCUGGAAAUGUCUCCUCAAAGAGAGAAAAGGAGUAUUACUUUUGAUAAAUGGCAGAUUUCAUAGAGCACGUACAGUUUACAUACAAUGAUUACUUACUUCUAGUUGUAGUUAAGUGAGUAAAAUUUAUUGGCAAUAUUUUAAUCCAUUCAGUGUUGUAUACAAUACAAGUAUUAUUCCAUAUAUUUUAUACCUUCCAUCCUAGUACAUAGUGAACCAUUUUCCAGUCAUGGAAAUGUCAUAUAAAAUUUUUGGCAAUGUUUUUUUUAUCCAUAAAUUUUAUUGAAGAAAAGUCAAAUUUAAUAUUAUACACAUAAUACAUUAUUAUGACUUAGUUUUUAAGUCAUUGACAUUUAAUAUGAAACUGCUGAUAUUUUUUUUUUUUUUUUUUGUCAACCAGUCAUUUUUCAGAAAGGAAUCUUAUAAGUAUCUUGUUAGUGGAUUAACAACAUGUAUUACCUUUUAAUGUGUGUUUUUAUUUAAUAUUAAAUGGAUGUUAUGAUACUGGGUAUUUAUCUGUUUGUUACAGUGUAUCCUGACUAUAUUCAGAAGUCUUUACAAAUAAUUAUAUUUAUACAUGUACUGUAUACAGGGAAAUUUUCACCCCCAUUUUUAUUUUCGCCUAAACUCAUUUGGGUGAAUUUAAAUAAUACUGCAUAAUUUCUUAAACAGAACUAUGACAGGGCGAAUUUAAAACGGGACAAAAUUGUUUGCCAGUGUGAAAUGUCAAAAAUAACACAAAGCGAAAAUAACCCUGUAUACAGUAUUUAGAUGUGUUUAGAAUCUCAAAUGGAGACAUUUCUCACUCUUGUUGUAUUGCUGUACAUAUGUCACACUCUUGGCACAAUGCUCCUUUAUCUGUGAUGGUUACUUGAACAUUCCAUUGUAAAAUUACAAUAUCUCACAUAUUAUACAAUGUAGACAUUUUGUAUAACCGAGUAUUUAAGUUGGGUGAUCAAAAAGUUUGCAAUGUAAUUGAAUAACUUCAUUGAUCAAUUAAGUUUAAGUGUUCCUUCAUUAUUAACUUAAUGUUGGAUCUCCUUCAGCCACUGUUCAUCCUGAGCACACAAAAUUUGUGGUCCAGGCAGUCAUGUGAAAUGCCUUUUAGCAUACUGUUCACAGCAGCUAAAAUAUUUAUCUGAUUUUUUUAUUUAUUGCAUGUAGGUUAUUUUAUUUUUAAGAAGAACAGUCCAUUAGUCACAAUGUCAAAUCUCAGCAAUACUGUGGGUGGAAUGGUAUAACUUUUUACAAACAUAUAAGCAUAAUGCCCAUCACAACCCAAUGCCUCUGUCUUGGAUAUUCUUCUCUCUCUUGGGUGCAUCAUGUAUCCAAAAUGUCUGUGCUUUCUCUAUUUGUCAUUUUCAAAUAGCAACAUCGUAAAUAUGGAGCAAGAUAUUUAGAUAACACACGAAAUACUGUAAAAUCACAUAUUUUCAUGAGGUCAGAUUUUCGUGGUUCGAGCAAAAAGUAUAGGUUCAUGAGGACUUGAAUUCGUGGAUGAAGAAUUAUUGAGUAGUUAUGUAAUAUUUUACAUUUCGAGUUGGACAUGAAUUUGUGGGUCUCGAUCUUCAUACCUUGAAAACAACGAAAAUUAACCCCCCAUGAUAUUUUGUGAUUUCACAGCAGAUCAUGUCUAUGACCACAUGUACAUGUAAAUGCCUAACUUCAUUUUGAUCUGAAUUGUGGUCAAUUAUAUAUAUACAGCAAUAGUUUGCAAAUUUUUUGAUCACUUAUUCUAUUUUAUAUAAUGUUUAGGUGAAAUAUUUAUUAAUUUAUGUUUUGGUUAGGUAAAACAUUUAAUUUAUAAAAGUUUUAUAUUUGUUCAUUUUGUUUCAUUUAGUCAUGAGCAUCAUGUGUAGCUUAUAUUUCUUUGGCUUUAUUUUCUGGAAUGUUGCAGAAGAAUUAUGCAAGAAAUAACCAUUUUUUACAAUUAUCAUAUUUCCUUAAAAUUAUGUUUUGUUUUUUUUUUCAAGUUUAUCAUUGGAAGGAAAUAUGAAUAUAAUAUUUUAAUCUU